Messenger RNA from Aspergillus tubingensis, 1962 nucleotides. RefSeq names its product putative DSB repair complex subunit Ku70 (gene akuA). Gene Ontology annotation, molecular function: double-stranded DNA binding; telomeric repeat DNA binding; DNA helicase activity. Gene Ontology annotation, cellular component: nucleus; Ku70:Ku80 complex. Lineage: Eukaryota; Fungi; Ascomycota; Eurotiomycetes; Eurotiales; Aspergillaceae. The record is from RefSeq and is a predicted model, not a curated record. The transcript is spliced from 6 exons. The coding region runs from base 1 to 1962 and encodes 653 amino acids. Gene Ontology annotation, biological process: cellular response to X-ray; double-strand break repair via nonhomologous end joining; telomere maintenance.
AUGGCGGACGGUAACCCACAUCGCGAAGAUGAAGCGGCUGAGGAAGAGGAAGAGAUUGAUGAGACUAGCUACAGAUCAGUCAAAGAUGCAGUCCUCUUCGCAAUCGAUGUCAGCGAUUCCAUGUUGACGCCUCGUCCCUCAGCAGACCCUAAGAAACACACCCAAGAAUCACCCACUACGGCAGCGCUCAAAUGCGCUUAUCACUUUAUGCAACAACGAAUCAUAUCCAAUCCACAAGACAUGAUGGGGGUUUUGCUGUUUGGGACGCAGGCGUCCAAGUUCUUCGAAGAAGAUGAAGACAGUCGCGGAGACCUCUCCUACCCCAACUGCUACCUCUUCACUGACCUCGAUGUUCCUUCGGCCCAGGAGGUCAAAGAACUUCGAGCGCUGGUGGAUGAUGAUGGAGCCUCAAGGGAUAUUCUAGCUCCGGCGAAAGAGCAAGUCUCUAUGGCAAACGUCCUAUUCUGCGCCAACCAGAUAUUCACAUCCAGAGCGCCAAAUUUCCUCUCCCGUCGCUUGUUCAUCAUAACCGACAAUGACAACCCCCAUGGUGAUGAUAAAACCCUACGGUCGGCCGCGACUGUACGUGCUAAGGAUCUUUACGAUCUUGGUGUCACCAUUGAGCUGUUUCCGAUCUCACGUCCUAAGCAUGAAUUCAUGAACAGCAAGUUCUAUGACGAUAUUAUCUACAAGUCAUCGCCCAACGAUCCAGAGGCGCCUACGUAUCUACAAACAGAUUCAAAGGCGGCGACAGCGACAGGGGACGGUAUUUCACUUCUCAACACGCUUCUAUCCAGUAUCAACUCAAGAACGGUCCCGCGUCGCACUCAUUUCUCGAACAUGCCUUUAGAACUCGGGCCAGACUUCAAGAUCUCGGUAUCGGGCUAUAUACUCUUACGAAGGCAAGCGCCCGCUAGAAACUCCUUCAUCUGGCUGAACGGCGAGAAGCCUGUGGUCGCGAAAGGCGUGACUACCCAUUCUGCAGAUGAUACUGGCCGUAAUGUCGAGAAAUGGGAGAUCAGAAAGGCAUAUAAGUUCGGUGGAGACCAGGUAACCUUUUCGCCUGAUGAACAGAAGGCGCUCAGGGACUUCGGUGAGCCAGUGAUCAGGGUUAUAGGGUUCAAGCCUAUCACUGCGCUUCCAUUUUGGGCGAACGUCAAACACCCAUACUUUAUCUAUCCAUCCGAGGAAGACUAUGUAGGUUCCUCACGAGUAUUUUCUGCAUUGCACCAGACGCUUUUGCGGAACAAGAAGAUGGCACUGGUCUGGUUCAUUGCCCGCAAGGGUGCUGGCCCCGUCCUCGCCGCGAUGAUCGCAGGCGAAGAAAAGCUCGAUGAGAAUGGCGUACAAAAGUACCCUCCUGGCAUGUGGAUUCUUCCCCUGCCUUUCGCAGACGAUAUCCGGCAGAACCCCGAAACCACGUUAAAUGUCGCCCCGGAGUCAUUAAUCGAUCAGAUGCGCGUGGUCGUUCAACAAUUGCAGCUGCCGAAGGGAGUGUACGAGCCUCUCAGAUACCCCAAUCCAUCCCUUCAAUGGCAUUACCGCAUCCUACAAGCUCUCGCCUUAGACGAGGAUCUCCCUGAAAAGCCAGAAGACAAAACCAUUCCCAAAUAUCGCCAAAUCGACAAGCGCGCCGGCGACUACGUUUUAUCCUGGGCCGAGGAACUCGAAAAACAACACGCCAAAACCUCAGCAGCGGCCCCUCACCCGACAAGCACAUUGGUGAAAAGAGGAUCCAAAGACCGAGCAAGCGAAACCGAAGACUCCAAACCAUCGAAGAAAGUCAAGGUCGAGGAGGGUUCCGGAAACCUGGAGGAAGAGGUCCGCAAGCAUCACCAGAAGGGGACGCUAUCCAAGCUUACGGUCGCCAUCCUGAAAGAUUUCUUGACCUCCAAUGGACGCUCAAAUGCCGGUAAGAAAGCGGAUCUCAUCGAGCGGGUAGAGGAGUUCUUGGAGCAGUAG